Vanrija pseudolonga is the source of this 3532-nucleotide messenger RNA. Its product is annotated as Transcriptional activator protein acu-15. The transcript is spliced from 4 exons. The record is from RefSeq and is a predicted model, not a curated record. Gene Ontology annotation, biological process: regulation of DNA-templated transcription; DNA-templated transcription. Bases 181 to 3369 code for a protein of 1062 amino acids. NCBI's taxonomy places the organism in Eukaryota, Fungi, Basidiomycota, Tremellomycetes, Trichosporonales, Trichosporonaceae. Gene Ontology annotation, molecular function: DNA binding; DNA-binding transcription factor activity, RNA polymerase II-specific; zinc ion binding.
GGCCCAUUUCGGACUUGCCCACUAGUCAGUCAUCAUCGACAACAAGACCUUGUUCGCCAUCGCCCACACGCGCGACACGACCACACACACACCUUCUACCCCCCUCCCCCCUCCAGCUCAGUCAGCACUACAUGCCCGACGAGAACGCGUUUUGAUGCGUUCACAUUUAAUCCAACAACAAUGAAUCCUGCCCUCCUUCAGUCCGCCUUCCAACAACAACCUCCUUCGGCCGAGGACAGAAAGCCCUCCAUCGGUGACACCAUCAUGGAGCCGGCCACCACUCCCUCGAUACCGGCCACCGACAGCCCUGCUGCCGCUAGUGUUCAGCCCUCGAGCACGUCCUACUUCCAAGGCGGCGGCGACGACGGCGACGACUCUGCUGACGAAGACAACGGCGACGGAGUCAAGCGCCCCCGCCUCAGGCUGGCCCAUGCAUGCGACCGGUGCAGGAAACGCAAGAUUCGCUGCGACACCCAGCAGCCUUGUGGACCGUGCUCGGCGACCAAGAACGAGUGUACGUUCAACACCCCUAGUCGGCGUGUCGCGAAACCAAAGGGAUCAGAGGCCCGAUCGUCAUCAACAUCGGGUGUCAAGCGACCUCAUUCGCCCUCACGAAGCGGAUCGAGCGCUUACCAGGCCUCGCUCGAAGCCCGUCUCGCGACUCUCGAAUCAUUGCUUCGCGACGUGCCCCCCAAUGUGCACAAUGCGUAUCUCUCCACCUUGGAUGCACGCCUCAGCAGUGGCCAGCCGGCCGGUAUCGCAAAGGGUGGAAGCGUCGGCGGCCUGGCCGCCGCCGCCGCCAACGCCAACGCCGACCCUUUGAAUGGCCCAAUGAUCAGCGGGGCCCUCCCGUCCGGCAUCGCUGGCCUCAAGGACUCCAACCUCACACCGUCCUGGGCCAAUGGCCCCGGCAGCCUCACUUCGAUGCUCGCUGGUGGUCGUUCGAUCCGCCGCCGCGACGACCGAUCCAUCGACGAAAUGUCAAAACGAAUGGAGGGGCUCAGCUUCUUUUACGAAGACGAGAUCGGCCAGGCAAAAUGGCAGGGCGCGACUUCAGGCUUCCCCCUGCUCGACCUCCUCACCGCCGCCAAGACGGUCGAGGCCGACGAGCUCGAGAACUCGUCCCCCGCCUCCGAGGACAGCCCCGCCAUUCCCUCGCCGCCCGCGGCUAAGAAUGGCAGUGGCCGCCGCGCUAGCCCGCCCACUGGGCGCCGCUCGGCCUCGGUCGCGUCCAAGGCCCGAUCCCGCAGCGCCGGUAGCCCCAACGCCAAGGGCCGCUUCUUCCCCGACCGCAACCCGCGCCCGCAUCAGACGCUCAACCCCGAGGCGAGCUGGAAGGUCAUCACCGGUGUCAUCCCGCCCGACCUCAUGGACACGCUCGUUCGCUGCUACCUUUCGACAAGUCAUCUGCUUUGGCCCUUCCUGCACGUCCCGUCGUUCCUGGCCGACUACGCCAACCCGCAGCAGUGGGGCGAGCCUGGCUUCGCCUGCUUCAUCGUCGCCGUGUGCACACUGUCCUCUCGCCAUGUCGAUGACCCGCGCGUUCGUGCCAACCCCUCUGACCCGUCGACUGCCGGCAAGCAGUACUUUGAGCUAUUUAAGCGAUUGCGCGAUUUACCGUCUGCCGACCGCCCGACGCUGUACUCAAUUCAAGCCGCGUUCCUGGCUGCAAUCUACGCCUUUGGUCUCGGCAAUCUCAGCAAGGCAUUCGCUUUGCAGGCUGAGAGUGUGACGCUCUGCCUCGACGGAGGUCUCCACCGCAGCGUCGACGGCUACGACCAUUUCAACGCUGUCGAGCGCGAGACCCGAAAGCGCACGUUCUGGUCGAUCUACGCUUGGGACAAGCAAUCGGCGGCAUUGUUCGGCCGGCCGUCGAUCAUCCACCUGCGUGACUGCGACGUUACCGAGCCGCUCAUUGUCGACGACGAGAACCUUACGGUGGACGGCGUCAAGGAGCAACAGAACCCUGAGACGAGCAGAUUGUGCGCAUUCGUGUUCACGAUCCGUCUGCAUAUUGUCCUCGAGGGUGUCAUUGACUCGGCUGUUCAGCCGGCCGCCUUUUCUGGCUCGUCAUUCCUUGCCCAGGCAAGCUCGGUCAUCAACCGCCGGUCUACGCACAACGACGCGCCUCAGAACGAGUCGCUCCGCGAGGAGGAGGCCCUUCUGGAGGAGUGGGUGCGCAUCCUGCCCAAGUACUGGGCGUACGACUCUGAAACGGCCAACUCGCGCGACCCAAUCCGCAUCACCCAGGCCGAGCGUCUUCACUGCCUCGAGCACCUGGUUCGUAUGAUCAUCUACCGUCAUCGAUUCUCCGGCUUUGUCAUGACGCCUGCCUCGACCGUCGAGGAGCGCGCGCGUCACUUUGAGCUAUGCCGUCGCGCCAUGCAGUGCGCGUUGACGAUCAUCGCCGACCAUGUACACAUCAGCCAGCGAGGAAUGAUGACGUACUAUGGCGUGCAUGUUAUCCACCAGCUCGCUCAAGCUGGCCGUACGCUUGUGGCCGUCGUCCUCAACUGCAAGAACCCCGAGUUCCGUCCUCUCAUCUCGCCAUCGGUUGAAGGACUGCGCUCUUGUGUUGGUCUCUUGCGGCGCUUCAGCGGUCGCUACUUGUGCGGCCUGCGGUCGGCUGACAUCAUUGACGAGUUUUGCAGAGUUUGCAACAUCCCCGUCGACUCGCCUCGUGUGCCUGACUCUGCGGGCCGGCCUUCUCCCGCAUGGCUCCGCCCGGUCCGCAAACGCGCCUCUCUGUCCCCCGCUCCGGGGCCGCGCAACUCUGCGACGCCCGAAGCCACACCUUUCGGGCAGGACAUCAUGUCGGCUCAGCCUGAGCUUGUAACAGGGCAAACCCUGCCCGGCGACCUUGAAUCGGUCUUCAAGACGUCAGAGUACUUUGACAGCACGGUGCUAGACGGCCUCGCGUCUCCAGUCAAGAAUGGAAUUUCCAUUCCUACGGCGACCCACACGUUUGCCACUGCACACGCGAACGCAAAUGCCAACCCCACCUUGGCAUCAUCGCUCGGCGAACCGAGCGCGCCGUUUGACCGCCUCGAGACGCUGUCUCCGAACCAGAACCUUGGCAGUAUCGGAAACGUGACGCUGCCAGCGUACCUUGCUACGAAUGGCAACAACUCGGCGAUGGACGGCCUCAACUUUGGCAGCAGCUACGGUGGCGAGCUGCUGUCCACGACGGGCAUGGACACGGUGUCUGACGGUUUGCAGGGCAACGGCUCGCAGCAAGGACUAUCCGCAGCCACGAUUUUGAGCCUGUUGGAGGAAGGGUCGUUUGACUAUGGGUCGAUUUUCACGGACCAAGCGCCGCUGCACGACUUUGACUUCAACUCGCCGCUUGUCCCUGACCACACCAAGUAACGUGGCAAGACGUCAUGAGGGACGAGGAGGAGGAGGAGGCGGAAGGAAGGGAGGAAGAACCUCGGAGUGUGAGGCUUGGCUCUGGGUAUCCAUGGGUUUUUACUUUUUUUUUUUGUCUUCCCAUGAUUCUGUCUGUACAACGGCCUGGAUGUAUAGUGGUGUA